GUAAAAAUCCUAACCUAACUUACUCUUGAACCAUCCAAACCCAAACAACAAACAAAACUCUUGUUUACAUCUUCUGUUUCUGUUCUCUACUCGAUAAUUUGUAGUUUAAAAGUAUCAGACAUGACGAAAAAACGUAAAUUGUCAGAUUCAUCAAGUCCACUAAAAGUGGAAGUGAAAGAGGAAAAUCUAUUAGGAAAUGAUUAUCUGAUGGCCAAAGGACGUUUAAAGGGGGUUCUGAAGCAACUUACUGAACAAUCCUCCGGAGAUGAAAGUGACUCUUCAGGUGACAACAAAAGACACCAAAAAGAGUCCCGUAGAAAGAGAAAUGUUGAGAAUAUGCCCACUCCUUACCACCACACUUAUGUAAUGAAAUUGUUUGAUAGAAGUGUGGAUCUAGCAAGAUUUGAGGAGGAUACACCACUGUAUCCUAUUUGCAGAGCUUGGAUGCAAAAUCAGCCUAGGAAUGCUCAACCACUCACUAUCAAAAGAAGAUUAUCAUCACCAGAACCUGCUACCUCACCUAUUAGUGUCAAAGAUAACUCCUGGAAUGAAAAUGAAAAUACUGAAUCAGAAGUAAAUUUACUACCACCACCUGUGGGUAUCCUGGAAUCAAGAAUUCCAUCCCCCAUACCUGAACAGGAACAGAAUAAGGAUAACAUUAAUUUAGAUUAUGAUGAAAGUCCUCCUGUAGACAAAAACAUCCUGAUGCAGAUGCAUAUGAAAAGAUGGGUUAAAGUCAAGGCAAAGUGGGCUGAAACAGCUGCCAAAAAUGAAUCAAGGUACUCCAGAAGCAUGGAAACACUGAAUGGAAUUUACAAUAAGGCACAAGAAGACAGUUCAUGAAAGUGUUGUAGAAUUAAGUAGAAUUGAAACACAAUGAAAUUUUAAUUGUUUUUUUAAUGAAUAUAUUAUAAUUUGAAUAAAUAAAUUUAUAAAUGUAGGAACUAUAAUAACUAAUGAUUCUCAAAUAAAAAUGUAAUCUUAGAAAGUACUUUUCAAGCACCAACUUGAAAAAAAAAAUCAGCCUGUAAAUAUUCAAAUAAAUGUUAGGAAGAAAUUGAUUACUUAUGUUUAAGCACAGUUAUGCUCUCCCAGAAUUAAUUACCUAAAUACACUAGUUGAGGUAUGUAAGUGAUAUUCGUUACAAGUGUUCCACCAUUAUUUUGUGAUAACAGAUUGUCACAAAUAAAAUUAUUACUGGAUAUUGGUCGAAUGUGUACAUAUCUUUUUUGUUCAUUCAUUUUAUUUCAUGCAAGUAGAAGGGAUUACAAUUGUUCCAAAAUAAACCUUCAGGCGCAGGCGUUGACUAAAUGAGAGAAUAGACUGUCCUUUUUUUACGGAUUUAGGAUAAAUUAGAAAUGAAAACUGAAAUUGACACCGUUUUUUUUUUGUAAAACAUGAAAUAGUUAUUUAUUAUACAAGGGAAAAAAGUAGUAGAUUUUAGCUCCAGGUAAGCUAAAAUCUAAUAUUUUUCCCGUGUAUAACAGAAGAAAGGACGAAUCAAUUAUUGAAAAGAUAUUACAUUAUUUUGAAAUCUGAAAAUUAUCGACGUGAAAUUUCAAGUUUAACAGUAAGGACACCUGCCUUGUAGGCUUCUUUAUCAUUCUUUUGAAGUAAUCAAAUAUCUGAUGUCACUUCUGUCAGUCUAAUUCUGUGAUUUGAUUUAAAAAAAUUGCGAAUUUAGUGGUUGUUUAGUAAUAUACGUAACCGCGAAGUCGAAUGGAAGAUAAAAGGACUUGCAGUUCUUUCUCGGAGAUGGUAUUAUUGACUCAUUUUUCGGAACUAUAGCACAACAAAAGCCAUCAACAGUGUAUAUACACAUACAGGGUGUUUUAUAAUUGAAUGCUGAUCCUAAAGGGCGAUGAUCCUUGGAUGAUUUUAAGGAGAGAAGUUCAUAUCAACAUAUGUCCUGAACCUCUUAGUUUCUGAGCUACAGGGUGUUGAAAUCAGAAGCGUACAGCGUUUUUUUAAACUAAACAUUCAAUAUCAGGUCUACGAGGACAUCACUGGUAAAAGUAAAAGUUUGAUUUUCGUCCCGAAACAAAAUGUGUUUCCACUUAUAGUGGGUGUCUACUGAAUAACCGAAAACAAUAUACAAGAACUGAAGGAACAAAAUUCUUUGGUUUUUCUUUUUUUACGCGAAAACGGUACGUUGUAUGAAAGUAAGUAUAGGAACCAAAUUUGCUCCAGAAUAAAUAAGAAUUGAAAAAAAAAUCUGGUUCUCAGAAAAAUCAGUGGCGUACUAUUUUUUUCUUAAAAAAUUGUCAGUUCAAACUCCGUACGGACGCCACUGGUGAGAAUUUUUAAAUAUCUUUCACAUAAAAAAAUGCUCCUUAAUAAUGAAAAGGUGUAUACAAAAUAUCAUAACAAUAUCUAAGAGUGAUGAAAAACUAUGAUGAAAAACUCAUUUUUUGCUUGAAAUUUCAUCAUCCUGUAGCUCAAUAACUAAGAGGUUUAGGACAUAUGUUGAUAUGAACUUUUCUCUUUGAAAUCAUCCAAGGAUUAUCGCCCUUAAGGAUCAGCAUUCAAUUAUGAAACACCCUGUAUAUGUGAUAUAUAUCCGGGAAAAGAGUACUCACUUGUUUCUCACAGGAAAAAAGUAAUUUAUGAAAAGUGACAUUUCAUAACCUGUCAUUAUAGAUGAAAUGCCAAACUUUUUUCCCGUCACAGAAAAAAUUAUAAUAUUCCAGAAAACUGAUGAAUCAAUUCUUGAUUAUUCCCAAAAGAUGGAGUCUGGUGUGGAAAACUAGUGUGGCAUUAUGAAAAAUGUCUCUUCUCCUUUAAAUUUUUUGGCUACUUCUUAGAAUUACCUAGUCAGGAUUUUUGUUUAUAUUUUUAACAUAUAGAUUUUAGCUCUACCAACGCGACAUCUAGUAUCUUUCCCGUUAUAAUACACUUUUUUUUUCUGUGGGAGGAAAAUCGACGAUUCAAUAUUGAGAAGAUUUUACAUUAUAUAAAAUCAGAAAAAUAUUUGUUAUCGAACUUUCAUGAUAUGGAAUAUAAGCUUUUAUAUUUCCUAGUUAUUAAAAUUAGAAAUCUUUGAGGUGUGUCCUGUACAGUUCACUUGAAAUAUCACAUUCACCGUUCAUUUCCAUACUUACAAAUUUAAAAAUAGGUAUCACUUGAAAACUAAUGACAGUCUAUUCUUUUCAUCUAGUCCAGGCUUCAGAUCACAUAUUUCAAAUCUCCGUUACAACCGAUAGAGCAUCUUUUAUGUAACAAUAUGACAUUUGAAUAAGAAAUUCCAUGAACGCCUCUCAUAGUCCAAGAGCAGGCUGCAAAUUUCAUCUGAUAAAGAAAUAAUAUAUGUCCCAAAGGCAUGUAAAACAUUGUUAUUUAUCUCACGACACCUGUGCCAAUCACUAUCCUGAGCAAAAUGAUUGAAAAAUUGCACUUUCCUGUGAAAAUGUUCACUGGAUUUCGCGAUAUCAUAACGAGAUAAGAAUUAUGCCAUCCGGUACCAAUUGAAUGGGCUCAAAAACCUACCUGUGUCAGUUGAAACAAAAGGCAAAUGAAAGGGGAUGAUGUCCCUUUUGCGAAUAUCCAAUCGCGCCGCGAUUCAAACUGAUCUAAGUUAGUGGAAGAGCGUCAAUAUUUGAACAAAAUAUUGAUUUGAAUAUUAGUAUAAAAAAUGGAAGAUUGAAGCAAACUGCCUAUACCAAAUACCUUGGUAUUUGGAUUGAUGAAAAGUUAACAUGGGACAAGCAUAUUGGCAUGCUCAAAGAAUAAAAUUCUCCCAUAGUUGGUGCCCUAAGAAGAUGUCCAGAACUCAUCCCAAAUAUAGCAAUUACCGUUUUAUACGCUCACAUCCUUAGUAAAAUGAACUAUCUCAUAAAUAUUUGGGGUUCAUGUUCCAAGAAUAGUUUCAACAAAAUAUCUGUACUAUAUAAAGAAGCAUUAAAAGUACUUCCAUAUGAUACCCCAUUAAAUCAACUUAAUGAAGAAACAAAUAAGCAAAUACAUUUUCUUUGGAAGAGCACUAUCUGAUAAAUACUCUCAAAAUUUCUUUUGGUAUUAUCAAAAAACACCUCAAACACUUGAUAUUGGUAAGGAAUUCUCAUGAAUAUCAUACUAGACAAUAUGACUUGUUUCAUCUUGAUGCUGCUAAUUCUACACUUGGCCAAAAAGAGUUCACUGACGGAGCUAUCUCAAAAUUCAAUAAAUUACCUUAUGAUAUCCAAAGUUGCACAAAUAUUACCCAAUUCAAAAUAAAAGUCAAGAAACAUAUCCUCUUGCAAAGAAAAAAUCAAACCUGAGUGAAUGAAUUCUCAUUCACUAAUUUAUUUCAUCAUGUCAUAAUGUUGUACUUACCAUGAGCAUUUUAUUUUAUAAUUAUUAUUUUCGAAUUCUGUUGUUUAUUUGAAUAACUUAGAUUUAAUAACGCAUGAAUAAUCCCAUGCCAGAUAUGAAUCUGUCUAAUUAUUGAUGUUAUUUCAUUGUAAAUAUUAAUAAAAUAUAUUUAUAUUCAUACAGGGUGUUAACAAAUAAGUGUCACAUUGGAAAACUGUAGAUUUUUCAGAAUAAGAGAAACAUUUCUUUCUUCUUGAACAUUUUUCUCCGGGCUUCCGUUUUCAAGAUACAGGGCGUCAAAAAAUAGAAAAUGUUCAGUUUUAUUAAACACACUUUACAACACUUAAUAAACUUGACAAUUUGAAAACCAGCAUCGAGACCAGCAUACUCAAGAACCUGACAUCUUAUUGAACAUAUUAUUGGACGAUUUUUGGAGAUACCAUCAGGAUUUUGUAUGUUCUUAUUCAUGAACAGUCAUUUUUAGCGAAACUGUUCACUUUAGAGCAUUGAGACAAGAGAGCGUUUUUUGUGCAAAAGGUAUUGGCGCUUCAGAAUCUACUUGGGGGGUUAAACCCCUACGAUACGUUGAAUUCUCCUCCACUGACAUGUGCAAGGAAAUUGAUCAAGGGCCCUAAAAGUAGUCAUUAUUGAUGAUGAAAUGUGUACGAAGGCUUAACUCCGUAGCUCAAACGGUCCCUAAGAUAGUAGCAAAAAACAGAUUUUUUUUUUGUAUUCAUUUGACGCCCUGUAUCUUGAAAACGGAAGUCCGGAGAAAAAUUUCGAAAGGGAAAAAAAUCUCUUUUUUCAUGUGGAAUCUACAGUUUUUCGUUGUGACACUUAUUUAUUUACACCCUGUAUGAGAUGCAAUGUAAUGUUUAUAGCAAAGAAUGAAAUAAAUAUAUUAUUAUUAUUAUUUCCGAGAAUAUUUCGCCACUCUGAAGAUAAUAUCAGAUGGGCCAGUGUGAAACUCAACAUGUGGAUUAGAAUACUUCUAGUGCGAGCACCAGAUGAGUUUCACAAUGAUCCAUCGGAUAUUAUCUUUCCACGAGGACGAAAUAUUCUCGGAAAUAUUGACGCUCUUCCACUAAUAACUUAGAUCAGUUUGAAUCGCGGCACGUUUGAAUAUUCGCAAAGGGGACAUCAUCCCCUUUUAUUUGCUUUUUGUUUCAACUCGUUCUCACAUGACGGAAGUAUGUCCGGAAUGAGAGAAGCAAAUACAUUGUUGUGCCGUGGAUUUAAGAGUUGAUUGUCUUUAUUACCCCAAGAAACAUUAUUGUUUAUAAUAGGGAUAUAUACAACAAAACAUACAUAUUGAGAUGUAGCGCAGGUAGGUUUUUGAGAUCUACCAUUCAAAGUAUUGAAAAGAACUACACAAAUAAAGUAUCUUGGUAUGUGGGUUGAUGAAAAUUUGAAAUGUGACAAGCAUAUAGAGGUUCUGAUACAAAAAAUAUCUCCGAUCAUUGGACCUUUGCGAAGAUGUCCUAAACUUGACAAAAAAGUCAUAAACAUAGUAUUUCAUUCUCAUAUACUCAGUCGUAUUACCUAUAUGAUAAACGUUUGGGGAUCUUGUUCAAAAAAUUAUUUCAGUAAAAUAUCUGCACUUUAUAAGAAAGCACUGAAAGUACAAAUGAUCUGUAUGCGAUAACAGAAAAAUUUUCAUUGGAUGGAUUAUAUAAAAUAGAUUCUCUUAAAGUUUCAUAUAAUAUAAUGAACAAUAAUCUGAAAUCCAAUUUUAUUUUGAUAAGAAACUCAGAAAUUCAUGGUCAUCACACGAGACAAUCAAACUUAUUUCAUCUUGAUUCUGCUACUUCUAUAAUUGGCCAAAAAAAAUUUACUCACGCUGCUCUAAAUGAAUUUAAUAAAUUACCACAUAAUAUAAAAAAUGGCAGACAUAUUUCAAAAUUUGAAAUUGAAUUAAAAAAACACAUAAUUUCAUUACGAAAUGGAUAAAAUUCAUACUUUGCCAUCUACUGAUUUGUCCCUGUGGCUAUUUUUAUGACUUGAUCGAUUCAGCAUUUUUAGAUUUUUGUUGUUGUUGUCACCUUAUAUUAUUUUAUUAUUGUUGUUUGUAAUCAACUUCCUCAUACCAGAAUUUUAUUUCUGAAUGGAAGCUGGUUUUUCAAUAAACAAUAAACUUUAAUUGGUAUCGGAUGGCAUAACUCUUAUCUCGUUAGCAAAUCGCGAAAUCAAGUGCGAAUUUCCGCACAGGAAAGUGCACUUUUUCAAUCAUUUUGCUCAGGAUAGUGAUUGGCACAGGCGCCGUUCGAUAAAUAACAAUGUUUUUGGGACGGUAGAAAUUUGCAGCCGGCUCUCCAACUAUCAAGAAAUAAUCCCCCUGAUAUCAUCACAAACAUGCCAGAAACAAUCUUCAGAAGGCCUAUACAUUCGCAGUAUUUCAGUCAUCGCCAGAAGAAAUAAAGAAUCGUUCUAUUGACCACAUGCAAUAGCAAAUCGGUCGCAUCUCCUUGAGCAUUCUCAGGUUGGCAACAAUCUGCCAUUAGCUGUCAUUACUGUCACUGCAUCACAACCUAUAACCUGGCCAUUUCAUCCACCUACAUUUCUUCAGCCACAAUGUUCAAUAAAUGAGACUAUGUCAUGCGGAAAAACUUCUAAUAAUGUAAAAACUUCACAAACGAUAAGAUUUCCACAAAAUCAAAAGACAUGUUUCGAUAACACAGUAGCUUCGUCAGCUAUUCAACGGAAAAAACAAUAUUAAGGAAAAUAGACACCAACAAAAACAUUUCUUUUCUAGCAGCUUUAUCAUGCUACCAACUUUCAGUCACUAAUUAUCCACUGAAAUAUGAUUUUCUUCAGGAAAUAAUAAUCUCCGCUUCAAAUUAGUGUUAUGUAUGAUCUAUCAUUCAGUAGCCAAAUUCAUUUACGUUGAUUUUUUCCGAGAUUUUUUCAGUACUAAAAUGAUUCCAAAGUCAUCUACUAUCAAAAUACCAUCAAACUACUUUACAUAUAUAACCAAAGUUUUGAACACUUGUUGAAGUUACAAUUAGAAGAAAUCAAAAAUUUUCAAGAACUAAAAGUUGCAAUAGAAUGUUCAAAUUCGAGAAACGUGUGUAAAAUUGAAGUAGAAACAACUUUUCUUAGUAAACUUUUUUGAAAAUCGAACAAAUAGGCCUAUUAUCAGUGAUUAAUUUGUUGACAUGUAGCAAAAGUCACGUGACUCCGAGCUAGUGGACAAUUUUUCAUCUUUUCUAAAACCAAACUCUACGCCCAAGUCGAAUUUCAAAAUAAAUUACUACGUAUUGAAAGUUUUACCAAUAUGAAGCCAACUUUAUGAAUGACACUAUACAGGGUGGGACACCAGUAACGCCUCGGUCUCUAGAAGGCUAACCACUUAUCUUCUUGGAAUUCUUCCUCUCUAGGAAGUUGCAUGUCAACAUAGGCUACCAUUUGAAAUUAUUUUGAAACAUACAGGAUGUCCCCAAAAAUCACAAAACACUGAAGUUGAACUUUUUUCAAUCGAACACCCUAUAUAUUAUUUCAUUUUGAGAUUCUCCCUGAUGAGCUGAUUUCAACGACCCAUCAUACUUGGGGUCUAGCAGUUAUAAUUACUAAGAUAUAGGGUGUGAGAAAUCGAGAUUUUCCAAGUUCAAGAAUUUUUUGUGUCUAAACCAUUCAUAAUUGGUCAAAACGGCUCACAUGUCCCUAUCUCAACUUUUGAUCAACUAUCUACUGACAUUUAAUUGAAACAAAUACAGGGUGGUGCAGAAUUCAGAAUCUUGAUCACCCGGUAUAUGUCCCAAUUAAAUAUCAGUAGAUAGUUGAUCAAAAGUUGAGAUAGGGACAUGUAAGCCGUUUUGACCAAUUAUGAAUAGUUUCGACACAAAAAAUUCUUGAACUAGGAAUAUCUCGAUUUUUCACACCCUAUAUUUCAGUAAUUAUAACUGCUGGACCCCAAGUAUGAUGGGUCGUUGAAAUCAGCUCAUCAGGGAGAAUCCCAAAAUGAAAUAAUAUAUAGGGUUUUCGAUAGAAAAAAGUUCAACUUCAGUGUUUCAUGGUUUUUGGGGACACCCUGUAUGUUUCCUAGAGAGGAAGAAUUCCAAGAAGAUAAGUGGUUAGCCUUCUAGAGACCGAGGCGUUACUGGUGGCCCACCCUGUAUAUGAAUAAAAAAGAGAAUAGAUAAAAUGAGUUAUAAACUUGAAGAAUUGUUUGUAGAGGAAUUUCAAUUUCCCGCUAUCAUUGACAGUAAUGACAGUUGACAUUGAUGACACAAAUGUGACAGAUUGUUGCCAACCUAAGAAACCUCAAGCAGUUGCACCACAGCUAUUGCACACUGUUAAAUUACUUUUCCUUCAGGGACAGUGCCAAUAUCUCUUCCAGCAGCUGUUGUUCCUCUUUUCGCUCCUCUUCCUCCCUUUGCCGUUUCCUUUCUAGUUCUUUUUGCGACAACAAGAGGGCCAUGUGCAAGUCGCUGUCGCCUUCCGGGGUACUCGACUCCGGCACUUCCGGAUCUUCGGUGUCGUGCUGAUAAAGCUCUAAGCUGGCUUGGAUCGCUCU
Molecule: messenger RNA, 8803 nt
Organism: Phaedon cochleariae (mustard beetle)
Lineage: Eukaryota; Metazoa; Arthropoda; Insecta; Coleoptera; Chrysomelidae
Source: the annotation of a GenBank genome assembly